AUGCGUAGCAAAGUACCACUAGGCAAGUCCUCACCUCGUCCUCACAUGCAGGUGAAUAACCACGGGCGAAUUAUCUCGCCCGGCGAUGACAUCCAUGUAGCCAUGGCGAAGAAUGCGAGCAAGGCGGGAAGUCCUACCGCCGCCUCCGGUGCGAGCUGUGACGAGGACGACCGAGACGAAGCGAACGGCGACGACGUCGAGGAGGAUUGGCCAGAGAACGGCAACGACGAUAGCACUUCGGGCGACGAAUUAGGUCCUGCCGACAUCGAGGAGGACGAAUGGUGGAAUCGGCCGGUCGGGAGCGACGACGAGGUGGAAGAGUGGCGGGCUGGUGAUUCCGAUAACGACAGAGGUGAAAAUGCGCAUGGUGACAACGCGGAGGCAGCGGCGGAUGCACAGGAAGCGGCGGUGGAUGCGAAUGAGGAGGCUGACGACGAGGCGGGGGCGGAGCUUGAGACAGUUGCGCCUGCGGAUGCAGCCGCAAUUGCGGAUGCGGAUGCUGUGGCGGAGUUGGACAAGUCCAAGUCGAAGCGGGCCCGCGUGGUGCUCACUGACGACGACGGCCCGGGGGAGGAGCGUCGCCCGAUACUCACCGCUGCGGAGAAGGGGAAAGCCAAGGUCGCGGAAGCCCCUGCUAAGGCCCUUGCUCGUCACCGCACAAGCAACAAGAAGCGGACAUCAAACGGAGACCCGAGAUCCAGCAAGGGUGCGGCUAAGAAAAAGGCGAAGAAGGCGCCGAAUCCUGACGACAUCGUCGUGAACGAGACGCUGGGCAGCGACGAUGAGUACGCGGCGACGGCGGGCCCUAUUCCCACGUUCCCUGAGAAGGUCACGCCGAAGGACCCCACCCUCCACAAUCCCAACACCCGCCCACCUAUCCCUCGCAGCAAAGACACUACGAAGAAGCGCCGCAGUUGGACCGUGCGUGAGAAGCUUAAACGCUGGUGUGCGGAGAAGGAAGCGGGCAUCUACAAGGACGCGGCUAGCUACCGCAAGCGGAUGCACGGGGGGGGGGGGCGCCACUCACACUACCCCGACAUGGAGGCAGCGUUGUACCGCUACAUCUGCCUUCAGCGCGCUAACGUGGUGGCCAUCUCGGUGAAGGACACCCAGAAGUGGAGCCGCAAGUGGAUGAAGAAGCAUUACCCCGACAAGAACUGGAACCUGCGGAGGCCUCCACACCCCGUAGUGCUGCAGUGGAUCGCGGAGGCUUGGGAUCAAGUCCCCAAGCAGAUCAUCAUCGACGCGUUCCGCCACUGUGGGAUCUCAAGCAAGUUGGACGGAACGGAGAACCACCUGGUGAUGUCUCACCUGCGCGCCAGGAGCACCACCGAUGUCUCCGCGGACAUGUCCCUCGGCGGGACCAUAGGCGACAACACGCGCCUGCUCGGUCGGGCUCCAGAGGAGGAGGAGGAGGCGAUGCAGGCGGAGGGCAUGCGGAAGGUGGCCGUGGCAACCGGCUUGGAGGUGCUGUACCAAGAGACCCCCAACUACUGUGGAGCGGCGGCCGAGGCUGACCGCAUGAUCGAGCCAAAGGAGACGGCUAGGCAUGCCUGGCGAGUGCCAGACCUGGGUGUAGAGCCUGUUGUUAGUGCAGGUGAGGAGGCGGUUACUGAGGGGGGUUAG
Closterium sp. NIES-65 is the source of this 1626-nucleotide messenger RNA. The record is from the annotation of a GenBank genome assembly. NCBI's taxonomy places the organism in Eukaryota, Viridiplantae, Streptophyta, Zygnematophyceae, Desmidiales, Closteriaceae.